GCCACGUGACCGCCGUGGCGCUGUGCUCGAGGGUGCGACGUCGAGCGCUUCGCAGUUAUGGGUGUCCGUGGGCGCUGUGUGUGUCCGCCUGCACGGCGACGGCCAGCGUCGUGGGAUCUGCCCUGGCAGCCGUUGUGAAACAUCAGCGAGGCCAUACGCGGCCCGGGGACCAGGUCUGACCGCUCGUGUGUAUCCAUGCCUUCCGCCAUACCCCUGCUUUCAGGGGCUGUCUACCUCGGUACUGGGAGGCUGAGGGGCCAUCGGCAGCAUGCACCCGUCGAGCGAGGCGAGCAGCGACACGGACGAAGUGGCGCGGCUCUUCCCAAAGUGCCGAGGUCGUCACGACGGCCACUCCCAAGACGACGACGAUGAGGCGGACAGCCUGAACAACAACCACCACCCGAUGGAGGACGGUUCCGUGGUGAGCGCCUACGACACGCCGUCGCGAAUCGAGAUCGCCGGCGGACGGGAGAUUUUCUGUAAGAGUCGAAGUCGACCCAAGCGGCGCCAGCGCGAUGCCGCCGAGGCAUGGGAGGACGAACCGCUCGUGUACGAGGCGCCGGUCUGCGGUGCAGAAGUGUACGACGAUAUCGACGAGCGUACUACCAACGCACCGGCACGUCUCAUCGGUAACGUGCCCAUCGCUCAGUACGAGGGUUCACCGCGCCGCUACGGACCGCGGCCCGGUUACCCACAACGCGUGGCCGCCGAUGCUCAGCCAGAAGCGGACGAAAAUACGGUGUGCGGAAGCUCGUACGUCGGGCAGCGACUGGCGGGAGCCACGCCGAGCCCCCGCACCCCUCCGAGUCCGCGGCCUCCUAGCCCGCGCCUCGGUGGCACGCCGGUGGCAGCGAGUCCCGACCCAGGGAGUACGGGUGGUGGCAGCCCCCGCAGGCUGAGCCCGCGGCCGCGAAGUAACAGCAGUACCGAGACCGGCGAACAGAUGGACGAACAGACGAGGAAUCUGACGCUUUCGCCCGACGGCACAGAUUGCGAGUCGGCCAGCGAGGCCAUGUCACUAGCGGGCUCUGCCGAUGCACCGCUGGCCAUGCCUGUGCUCGAGGACGGCCUCUCGAGUGGCCACCUGUCGGACACGGAGGGCUCCGUUGGGGGAGGCACACAGCCACCUUCCGACGAUGUGGUGUCCGAUGCGAUCCGCGAGAUCCAACAGGCCAUCCAACACAGCAAGCGCCUGGCACUCAAGAGCUGUGGCCCUGCCGAAAGAGGGGAUGCCCCACCUGUCUGGGUGCCCAGACUGUCUCAGUCUACCCGAGAAGACCAGGCCCCUGAUGAUGAUUGUGACACAGAUCAGGAAACCGACCGACUUCUAGGGGCGCAGAGGUCGGAUGACCGGGGCUUCUUUGACGACAAGGCCCAGAAUUCUGUGGGAAAAAAGAAAAACACUUCGAAGGAAGUCCUGGUACAUGAACCUGCAGUGCUGAUUGAAGGGGUGCUCUUCCGAGCCCGCUACUUGGGGUCGACGCAGCUUGUGUGUGAGGGGCAGCCCACCAAAGCCACCCGUAUGAUCCAGGCAGAGGAGGCCGUGUCGCGCAUCAAGGCACCCGAAGGAGAAGCGCAACCUAGUACAGAAGUGGACCUGUUCAUCUCCACUGAGAAAAUCAUGGUGCUGAAUACGGACCUCAAGGAGAUCAUGAUGGACCAUGCACUACGAAGCAUCUCCUACAUAGCGGACAUUGGGGACCUGGUGGUGCUGAUGGCACGGAGGCGAACUCUGGAGGAUGAUGCGGGAGGCGGGAGUAAGCUGCGACGCACUCCGAAGAUGGUCUGCCACGUGUUUGAGUCGGAAGAGGCCCAGUUCAUUGCACAGUCUAUUGGUCAGGCCUUCCAGGUGGCGUACAUGGAGUUUCUAAAGGCAAAUGGAAUUGAGGACUCAUCUUUUGUCAAAGAAAUGGACUACCAGGAAGUGCUCAACUCUCAGGAGAUCUUUGGAAAUGAGCUGGAGAUGUUUGCCAAAAAGGAACGUCAGAAGGAGGUGGUUGUGCCUAAGCACAAGGGCGAGAUCCUGGGCAUGGUCAUCGUCGAGAGUGGCUGGGGCUCUAUGCUGCCAACCGUGGUCGUGGCCAACAUGGCGCACAACGGUCCAGCCGCCCGCUGCUCACAGCUGAACAUAGGCGACCAGAUCAUUGCUAUCAAUGGAGUCAGCCUUGUGGGCCUGCCCCUUUCAACCUGUCAGGCAUACGUCAAGAACACCAAACACCAGAGUGUGGUCAAGCUGACGGUAGUGCCUUGUGCACCUGUUGUUGAAGUCAAGAUUAAGCGGCCUGACACCAAGUACCAGCUGGGCUUCAGUGUGCAAAAUGGCGUCAUCUGCAGCCUACUCCGCGGUGGCAUUGCAGAACGUGGCGGUGUCCGGGUUGGUCAUCGCAUCAUCGAGAUUAACGGACAGAGUGUUGUGGCUGUGCCCCAUGAGAAGAUUGUGAACCUGUUGGCCACAUCAGUUGGAGAGAUUCACAUGAAGACAAUGCCAACAUCCAUGUUCAGGCUGUUGACUGGUCAGGAAACGCCCAUGUACAUCUGAGCAGUGUUGUGAGGAUGCAGUGGCCACAUGUCUGUUAUAGUCCCUCAUCUAGUCAUGGUAUUUUCUCUUGCUGCAAGAGGUUUGGUGCGCAUGGACAUGAAAGAGCACAAAUUCGACGUUUGGAUAGUGAACACCAGGCUGCCAAGUGUGCGCCGCUUCAUAUUGCUGUGGAUCUACUCUACUUUUGUCUGCGAAGAGUCGUUACGAACUUUGCGGGUAGUUCAGCACAAAAUUGCAUGGGCUUCUCUGCACCUUAGCUUUUGCGACAGCACUGUACAAGGUGUGGUCAAGAUGCUGCCAUUACUUCACUCAGGCACAACUGUAUCUUCUCCCACUCCCCCAAUUUCGGGUACUGCGUGGACAGUGGUAAGCCAUCAAGACGUCUCGUGAUGACAUGAAGGAGGAAGUGCAAGCCGUCUUAUCACGGGCAGGUGGAAGUGAUGCUUUAUGGUCUCAGUAUGGUACCACUUGCCUGUUGGGACCACACAAGAAGUGCCAAGGGUACCUCAUAGGAUUGCACUGAACGAAGUCUCCUUCAUGAGAAAGUAUCAGAUGGAGUGAUAACCGUACUUAAUGCAUGGAAUGGUUUUAGCUGUGGCAAGUCUCCGAGCUUGCGGAAAAGGACUCCCUUUGAGAAGGAACUGCUCCAGCACUGCUGUGCUCAUUAGUGGUGGUCUGGUAUUGCACACGCAGCACAGCUAGAUGUGCUGAUUUGCUGCCAUGACUGGCCUUUGAACUGAUAAAGGAUGCUGUUUUGAUCAGGGCAGCUCUGUAAGAGCUCACACCUUUCCAACUGACAUUUCUUUUUUUUCUACCAAGCAAGUCACAUUGUGCCAUGGCAUCAUCGUGUUGUUUAGCAACCAACUCAUCUGCUAAGCCUGAGAUGCGUCGAGAGAGUGGUUUAUGCAACUUCUGCAUGAUUCUUCCAGGGCAUGUGUCUGCUAGAAUAAAUGCUCUCUUAUAUGUGAUGCAUGCCAAUUUGAAAGUCUAGUACGGCAUGCGUCCAAUGUGUGAACAGAUGUUUCGGUGUUUGUUGAGACAAAAAAUGAAGAGUACUAUACUGGAAUGUGUGUGCUUUUGUGAAGAAAUUAUGGAAAUUGAUCUUAUUUAUAGGUGGAGACAAAGUCGGCAGCCCUAUACAUUUUUGUCAAGUCAGUCAUAGUUCCUAAGAGCUUGGCAUGGGCUGCGAAUAUAAAACAAAAUAACAGAGUUUUUUUGUCUGUUCACAGUCUGUAAAGACUUACGAAGCGUUUCUGCUCGUAAAAUGGAAUCUCUCGUCAACAAUAAAGAAAUGCUCGUGCUGUCUA
Rhipicephalus sanguineus (brown dog tick) is the source of this 3846-nucleotide messenger RNA. Its product is annotated as protein lin-10-like. NCBI's taxonomy places the organism in Eukaryota, Metazoa, Arthropoda, Arachnida, Ixodida, Ixodidae. Gene Ontology annotation, biological process: chemical synaptic transmission. Gene Ontology annotation, molecular function: protein binding. The record is from RefSeq and is a predicted model, not a curated record. Gene Ontology annotation, cellular component: dendritic spine; plasma membrane; cytoplasm.